AUGGAGAAGGGAGCCGGAGGGAAGUGGGGCAGCGGCUCCUUUAAACGAGUUUCCAUCAAACGCUCGGCAUCCAGUGCCUCCAAUAGGGCCCAGAAAGCGUGGAUCGAGAGGAUCUUUCAGAAGAGAGAAUGUAUUCACAUAUUCCCCAGCAAGGACCCUACAAGAUGUUCGUGUGGUCAGCUCAUAACUCAGCACGUGGUGAUCCCGCUGGGCGCUCUGACUAACAAGCUGUCGGAAGAGAACUAUCAGCUAGUCCAGAUCGACCCGCCCCAGCAGGAGAGGUGGUCUGUGGCCAAAAACACACAGACCUCCCCCACGGAUGCCUUCGGGACCAUCGACUUCCAGGGUGGAGGCCUCAUCAACAAGGCAAUGUACAUCAGAGUGUCCCAUGACUCUAAGCCAGACAAUCUGCUCCAACUGAUGGUGAAAGACUGGCAGCUGGAACUCCCCAACCUGCUCAUCUCCAUCCACGGAGGCCUGCAGAACUUUGACCUGCAGCCCAAACUCAAACAGGUUUUAGGGAAGGGACUCAUCAAGGCUGCAGUCACCACCGGAGCAUGGAUCUUCACUGGUGGAGUCAGCACUGGUGUGAUUCGUCACGUGGGGGAUGCCCUGAAGGACCACUCCUCUAAGUCCAGAGGGAAGGUAUGUGCCAUCGGUAUCGCUCCCUGGGGCAUCAUAGAGAACAAGGAGGACCUCAUCGGUAGAGAUGUAACACGGCCGUACCAGACCAUGUCCAACCCGCUGUCCAAGCUGUCUGUCCUGAACAACAGCCACUCCCACUUCAUCCUGGCCGACAACGGCACUACAGGGAAGUACGGAGCUGAGGUGAAGCUACGCCGCCAGCUGGAAAAACACAUCUCACUGCAGAAGAUCAACACACGCCUGGGCCAGGGGGUCCCGUUGGUGUGUCUGAUAGUAGAGGGAGGUCCUAAUGUCAUCUCCAUCACCCUGGAGAGUCUGAAGGAGGAACCUCCCGUCCCCGUGGUGGUCUGUGAUGGCAGCGGGAGGGCAUCGGACAUCAUGUCCUUCGCUCACAGAUACUGCGAGGAGGGAGGUCUGAUAACUGACGACGUGAGGGACCAGCUGCUGGUGACCAUACAGAAGACCUUCAACUAUAGUAAGAGCCAAUCACAGCAGAUCCUGCUCAUGGUCAUGGAGUGCAUGAAGAAGAAGGAGCUGAUAACAGUGUUUCGAAUGGGUUCUGAAGGACAGCAAGAUAUUGAAAUGGCCAUUCUGACUGCUUUAUUAAAAGGAACCAACGCCUCUGCCCCGGACCAGCUGAGUCUAGCUCUGGCCUGGAACAGAGUGGACAUAGCACGCAACCAGAUCUUUGUCUACGGUCACCAUCUACCACCUGCCAGUGCCCUAGCUAACAGCAGUGGUACCGUAGCCACUACCACAGAGAGGCCGAAGAGUCCAGCCGCUGCCCCCAGGAACAAGGCCAAGGCCCGGGGGAAAAAGGGGAAGGGAGGGAAGGCAAAGCCUGAACCACCAGAGGAGACUGACCCCAGGAAGAUAGAACUACUGCGAUGGGUGAACUCUCUGGAGCAGGCCAUGAUGGAUGCCUUGGUGCUGGACAGGGUGGACUUUGUCAAGCUGCUGAUAGAGAACGGCGUCAACAUCCACCACUUCCUCACCAUUCCUCGCCUGGAGGAGCUGUACAACACGAGACUGGGUCCUGCUAACACGUUGCAUGUUGUGGUGAGAGAUGUCAAGAAGGGCAACCUCCCGCCAGACUACCAGAUCACUCUGAUUGACAUUGGUCUGGUGAUGGAGUACCUGAUGGGUGGGGCUUACCGCUGUAACUACACCAGGAAGAACUUCAGGGCGCUUUACAACAACCUCUAUGGGCUGAAGAGGCCAAAAGCCUUGAAGAUGCUGGGGCUGGAGGACGACGAGCCGAGGGGAAAGAAGAAGAAAGGGAAGAAGAAGAAAGAGGAGGAGGUAGAGAUAGAUGUGGACGACCCUGAGGUCUGUCGCUUCACCUACCCCUUCCACGAGCUGAUGGUGUGGGCCGUUCUCAUGAAGCGCCAGAAGAUGGCGCUGUUUCUGUGGCAACGUGGGGAGGAGGCCAUGGCCAAGGCUCUGGUGGCCUGUAAGCUAUACACAGCCAUGGCUAAAGAGUCAUCUGAAAUGGUGGACGAUAUCGCCCAGGACCUGGACAACAACUCCAAGGAGUUUGGCCAGCUUGCCUACGAGCUCCUGGACCAGUCCUAUAAGCACGAUGAACAGGUGGCCAUGAAGCUGCUGACGUAUGAGCUGACCAACUGGAGCAACUCUACCUGUCUAAAGCUGGCCGUGGCCGCCAAGCACAGAGACUUCAUCGCCCACACCUGCAGUCAGAUGCUGCUGACCGACAUGUGGAUGGGAAAUCUGAGAAUGGGGAAGAACCCUGGGCUUAAGGUGAUUCUGGGCAUCAUAUUCCCUCCAUCAAUUCUGUUGCUGGUGGACUUCAAAGGAGAAGACCAGUCCUACACAGCUGACUCUGAAGAAGGGAAAGACAAGGACGAUGACGCUGGCAAGGAUGACGUUGUGUCAAGGAAGGGGGAUGAAGAGGAGGGCAGCAGUAAUGUCAGGAGGAAGCCCAUUGGACGGAGGAUCUAUGAGUUCUAUGAUGCCCCGUUCACCAAGUUCUGGUUCAACACCAUCUCCUACCUGGGCUACCUGAUGCUGUAUAACUACAUAAUCCUGGUGAAGAUGGAGCGAUGGCCGUCCAUCCAGGAGUGGACCGUCAUUGCCUACAUCCUAACGCUCGGCUUCGAGAAAGUCAGACAGAUCCUAAUGUCAGAGCCUGGGAAGCUGAAGCAGAAGAUCAACGUAUGGCUGCAAGAGGUCUGGAACAUCACUGACCUGGCAGCCAUCUCCACCUUCCUGGUUGGCCUUCUGCUGAGGCUGCAGAACGAACCCCUCCUGGGCAUCGGACGUGUCAUCUACUGCAUAGACAUCAUCUUCUGGUACAUCAGGGUGCUCGACAUCUUCGGGGUCAACAAGUACCUGGGACCCUAUGUCAUGAUGAUUGGGAAAAUGAUGAUCGACAUGCUGUACUUCGUGAUAAUCAUGUUGGUGGUGUUGAUGAGUUUCGGGGUGUCGCGGCAGGCCAUCUUGCACCCUGAUGAGGAGCCAACAUGGCGUUUGGCCAGAAACAUCUUCUACAUGCCCUACUGGAUGAUCUAUGGAGAGGUGUUUGCUGACUCGAUCGACCUCUAUGCAAUGGAAAUCAACCCGCCGUGUGGUGAGAACCUGUACGAUGAGGAUGGUAAGAAGCUGCCUCCAUGUAUCCCUGGAGCCUGGCUGACCCCAGCCAUCAUGGCCUGUUAUUUACUGGUGGCCAACAUCCUGCUGGUCAACCUGUUGAUUGCUGUUUUCAACAACACUUUUAUGGAGGUGAAGGCCAUCUCCAACCAGAUCUGGAAGUUCCAGAGAUAUCAGCUGAUUAUGAUCUUCCAUGACCGUCCGAUCCUCCCUCCGCCCCUCAUCGUGUUCAGUCACCUCUACCUCCUGUUCAGAAGCUUUCGCUGCACCAAGAAGAAUGAUGGAGAUCUGAAUGAGAAGGACAGAGGACUCAAGCUACGGCUAAACCCUGAGGAGCUGAAGGCUCUAUUUGAGUUUGAGGAGCAGUGUGUGGAGGAAUACUUCAGAGAGAAGGAAGACGAGCACCAUUCAUCCAGUGACCAGAGGAUCAAGGUCACAUCAGAACGGGUGGAGAACAUGUCCAUGCGUCUGGAGGAGGUGAAUGAGCGGGAGAACACCAUGAAGGCGUCCCUGCAGACAGUGGACCUUCGUCUGGCUCAGCUGGAAGACAUCCACAGCCGCAUGAUGAACGCCCUAGAGAAGCUGGCUGGGGUCGACCAUUCAGAGCUUAAACGCUCCCACUCCACACACUCCUCCUACUGCGACCCGUCCUCCCUGCUCCGAGCCAGCUCCAUCAACAGCGCUGACGGCUACAGCAUGUACCGCUUCCAGAUGGACGUGGAGGAAGCUGAGAGGAAAGCCCAGCUUGGCAAUGAGAGGCAGGACAGUGUACGGUCUCGCCUAGGGUCUGAGAGGCAGGGCAGCGUGCUGUCUCGUCUAGGGUCUGAAAGACAGGGCAGCGUACUGUCUCGUCUAGGGUCUGAAAGACAGGGCAGUGUCAGCAGAACAUCCAACCUGUCUGUAGGUCCGGAGAGACAGGGCAGUCUACAGAAAUUGUCUAGCGCAUCUACCCUGACUGUAGGCCGGGAGCGACAUGGCAGCCUACAAACCAGAGUUUCCAAGGACUACGGCCAGCCGUUAGACAUGGACAGAGCAGACAGGACACGGCCCAGCUCCCAUGUGGACAUCCUGAUCUCCCCAUGUGAACAAAGGGCUGAAGGGGAGACAGAUGGAGGAGAAACCAAGUCUGACAUACCUAAAGACAAAGUACCAGAUCCCACAGAUCCACUGGAUGCUGCAUUAGCUAAAGCAGGUCUACCAAGAGAGAAGACCAAGCUGGAGAAGUCUAGAUCUGUUAAAUGCUAUCCCAGCAACCCUGUGGAUCACUGCAUUACCUCUAGAAGCAGGGCUAAGAGCACUAUCCUCUACGACCAAACUGCUGCCAAUUGCGAGGCCCUCUGGGUUGCAGACUACAAUCCUAAACAGGAAUCCCCAGACAGUAGAGAUCCUCUGGAUAGUGCAUUAGCUAAAGAAGGUCUGCCAAGAGAAAUGUCCAAGCUGGUGGCAACCAUGUCCUCCCCAUUGGCGAAGUUUAUCCAUCCUAUCCCAUACUACCACACCACACCUCCAUUUACCCCUCGAUCCACUAGGACCAGGGCUAAAAGCAACAUCUCCCCAACCACAGCAAGGGAUGAGAGUGAGGCCCUCUGGGCUGCAGACUACAGAUCUGUAAUAGACCAGGUAUCCGAUGCUCCAGGCCAGUUGCCAGCUUGUUGGGAGUACAAGGUCCACCACAUCCACAUCGGUCAACAGCCCAAGGUCUCUGUGGUCAGGCCUCAUGGCCAGCUACCUGACACACAGAGAUUCUCUGAACCUGAAAAACUAGAGUCUAACAUGGUUCCUCUGAUUCCACCAGCUGUAGAGACUGAACUACUUAAACAGCAUUCUGACAUGGUUCAACAAGAUGCUUUGCUGGUUCCACCAGAGGCUUUGCUGGUUCCUCCAGACAUUAAGUUGUCACCUCCUCCUCCGACUGAGCUGGAUCCUCCAGAGACUGAGUUGGUUCCACGAGUUCUUCCACUGGGUCCUCCAACUAUAGCAACAUACCUGGAUCUUCCAACCAUAAAAACACACCUGGUACCUCAAACCAUAGAGAGGGAACUAGUUAUUCCAGCUAUAGAGACUGAACUAGUUGUUCCAGCUAUAGAUACUGCACUAGUUAUUCCAGCUACAGAGACUGAACAAGAUGGUCCAACCACAUACACUGGAUUCAUUAUUCCAACCAUAGAGAGUGAGCUACUUAUUCCAACCAUAGAGAGUGAGCUACUUAUUCCAUCUAUAGAGAGUGAACUACUUAUUCCAUCUAUAGAGACUGAACUACAAAUUCCAAUCAUAGAGACUGAACUUAAAAUUCCAAACAAAGAGACUGAACUUCUUAUUUCAACCAGAGACUAAAAUAGUUAUUCCAGCUGUAGAGACUGAACUACUUAUUCUAACCAUAAACUAAACUAAUUCCUCCAACCAUAGAGACUGAACUAGUAAUUCCAACCAUAAACACUGAACAAGGUAUCCCAGCUAUAGAGACUGAACUAAGUAUUCAAACCACAGAGAAUUAACUAGAUAUUACAACCAUAAAGAUUAAACUUGCUAUUCCAGCUAUAGAGACUGAAGUAGUUAUUCCAGCUACAGAAACUGAAUUGGUUAUUCUAACCAUAGACUGAACUAGUUAUUCCAAAUAAACAAUCUGAACUCGUUAUUCCAACCAUACAGACUGAAAUAGUUAUUCCAACCACAGGGACUGAACUAGUUAUUCUAACAAUAGACACUGAACUAGUUCCUCAAAUAACAUACACUGAACAAGUUAUUCCAACCACAGAGACUGAAGUAGUUAUUCCAGACAUAGAGACUCAGUAGGUUACUCCAGCUAUACAGACUGAAAUAGUUGUUUCAAACAUUGAGGCUGAACCAGUUAUUCCAACAAUAGAGAUGUAACUAGUUAUUCCAGCCAUAGACUGAACUAGUUAUUCCAACCACCGAGACCAAACUAGUUAUUCCAACAAAAGACAAUGAACUAGUUCCUCAAAUAACAGACUGAACUAAUUAUUCCAGAGACAUAGACUGAGCUAGUUAUUCCAGCUAUAUACAGACAAGUAUUGAGACUGAACAAGUUAUUCUAACAACAGAGAGUUAAAUAGUUAUGGCAAAUAUAUACUGAACUAGUUCAUCCAAUCAUAAAGACUGAAGUAGUUAUUCCAACUAUAGCUACAGAACUAGUUAUUCUAGCCAUACAGACUAAACUAGUUGUUCCAACAAUAUACACUGAACUAGUUAUUUCACCAAUAUACGCUGAACUAGUUCCUCCAAUAGUAAAUACUUAUUAUUAUUAUUAUUAUUAUUAUUAUUAUUAUUAUUCCAACCAUUAAGACUGAAAUAGUUAUUGCAAUUAUGGAGAUGGAACCAGUUAUAACAACCAUAGAGACUGAACUAGUUAUUUCAACAAGAUACACAUAACUAGUUCCUCAAACAGAGACCUGAACUAGUUAUUCCAACCAUAGUGAUUGAACUUGUUAUUCCAACCAUAGAGGAUGAAUAUUUUUUUUCCAGUCAUAGAGAAUAAUCUAGUUAUUCCAGCUGUACAGACUGAAAUAGUUAUUUCAACUAAACUACUUAUUCCAUUAAUAGAGACUGAAAUAGUUAUUUCAACUAAACUACUUAUUCCAUUAAUAGAGACUGAAAUAGUUAUUUCAAAGAUAUGCUGAACUAGUAUCUCGAAACAUAAGAGACUGAAAAUGUUUUUCCAACCGAAGAGCUUGAGCAAGUUAUUCCAACAUUAGAGACUGAACUAGUUAUUCCAACAUUAGAGACUGAACUAGUUAUUCCAACAUUAGAGACUGAACUAGUUAUUCCAACAUUAGAGACUGAACUAGUUCGUUCAAUCAUACAGACUGAACUAGUUAUUCCAGCUAGAGUCUGAACUAGUUUUUCAAAGAGAGACUGAACUAGUUAUUCCAGCCAUAGAGACAGAACUAGUUAUUCCAGCUAGAGUCUGAACUAGUUUUUCAAAGAGAGACUGAACUAGCUAUUCCAGCCAUAGACUCUGACUUAGUUAUUCCAGCCAUAGAGACAGAACUAGUUAUUCCAACAAUAGAAACUUAACUAUUUAUGUCAAUAUACAUUGAAAUAGUUCCUCCAGCAAGAGAUACUAAACUAAUUAUUGCAACCAUAAGACUGAACUAGUUAUUCAAAUUUUAGAGACAUAACCAGUUAUUCCAACCAUAAAGACCAAACUAGCUAUUCCAGCUAUAGAGACAGAAUUAUUUAUUACAGCUAUAGAUACUGAAGUAGUUAUUCCAGCUAUAGAGACUGAACUAGUUGUUCCAGAUAUAGAUACUGAAGUAGUUAUUCCAGCUAUAGAUACUGAACUAGGUAUUCCAGACACAGAGACUAAACAAGUUAGUCCAACCAUAGAGACUGAACUAGGUAUUCCAAACAUAUACACCGGAUUAGUUAUACCAACCAUAGAGACUGAACUACUUAUUCCAGGUAUAGAGAGUGAACUACAUAUUCCAAGCAUAGAGGCUGAACUACAAAUUCCAACCAUAAAGACUGAACUGCUUAUUCCAACCAGAGACUGAACUUCUUAUUCAAACUGAAGACUGAACUAGUUCCUCCAACCAUAUAGACAGAAUUAGUUAUUAAAACCCAUGGAGACUAAACUAGUUAUUCCAAACUUAGAGACUGAAGUAGUUCCCCCAACCAUACAGACUGAAGUAUUCCAACUAUAGAGACCGAACAAGUUAUUCCAGCUAGAGUCUGAACUAGUUUUUCAAAGAGAGACUGAACUAGUUAUUCCAACCACAGAAAAUAAAUAAUGUUUCCAGUCAUAGAGAUUGAUCUAGUUAUUCCAGCUAUACAAACUGAACUAGUUAGUCCAACCAUAGAGACUGAACUAUAUAGUUCAAUCAUAGAGACUGAACUAGAUAUUUCAAACAUAUACUGAACUAGUUCCUCGAACCAUAGAGACUGAAUACGUUUUUCCAACCAAAGAGACUGAGCAAAUUAUUCCAACCUUAGAGACUGAACUAGUUCCUUCAAUCAUACAGUCUGAACUAACUAUUCCAACCAUAUAAACUGAACUAGUGUUUCAAAUCAUGGAGACAGAAGUAGUUAUUCCAACAAUAAAAACUGAACUAUUUAUGUCAACAAUAUACAUUGAAAUAGUUCCUCCAGCAAGAGAUACUGAACUAAUUUUCCAACAAUUUAAAGUUAACUAGUUGUUCAAAUUUUAGAGACAUAACCAGAUAUUCCAACCAUAGAGACUGAAAAGUUAUUAGAACCAUAGUGACUGAACUAGUUAUUCCAACUAUGAAGCUGAACUAGCUAUGUCAGCAAUAGAGAUGGAACUAGCUAUUCCAGCUAUAGAUACUGAAGUAGUUAUUCCAAUAAUAGUCACUGAAUUAGUUAUUCCAAUAAUAGUCACUGAAUUAGUUAUUCCAAUAAUAGUCACUGGAUUAGUUAUUCCAACAAUAGACACUGAAAUAGUUCCUCUAACAAAAUAUACUGAUGAAGUUAUUCCAACCAUUAAACAUGAACUAUUUAUUCUAAUUAAAGAGACUGAAACAGUUAUUCCAACCAUAGAUACUGAACUAGUUAUCCCAACCAUAUACUGAACUAUGUCCUCCAACCAUUAAGAUUGAACUAGUUAUUCUAAAGAUAUUGAACAAGUUAUUCCAGUUAUAGAGACCGAAGUAGUUCAUUCAACCAUGGGGACUGAACUAGUUAUUCUACUAUAUAGACUGAACUAGUUCUUCCAACCAUAGAGACUGAACUCGUUAUUCCACAUAUAGAGACUGAAUUAGCUAUUCCAGCUGUAAAGAUUGAACAUAUUCCAAAUAUAAAGACUGAACAAGUUAUUCCAGCUACACACACUGAACUAAUCAUUCCAGCUUUACAGACUGAACUAGUUAUCGCAACAAUAGAGACUGAACUAGUUAUUCCAACCAUUGAGACUGAACUAGUUAUUUCAACUAUAGAGACUGAUCUAGUUAUUUAAACCAUAGAGACAACUAAUUAUUCCAAACAUAGACAUAAUUAGUUAUUUCAACCAUUGAGACUGACCUAGUUAUUCCUGCUAUAGAGACUUAAAUAGUUAUUCCAACCACAGUGAAUGAACUAGUUGUUCCAACCAUAGACACUGAACUAGUUAUUCCGGCUCUAGUAACUAUGUAUUCCAUCCAGAGUGAUUUAACUAGCUAUUCCAACUAUAGACUGAAUAAAUUGUUUCAACCAUUGAGACUGAACUAGUUAUUCCUACAAUAGAGACUGAAUUAGGUAUUCCAACUGUAGAGACUGAACUAGUUAUUCCAAGCAAAAAGGCUGAACUAGUUAUUCCAGCUAUAGUGACUGAACUACACAUUACUACCAAAGUGAUUGAAUUAGUUAUUCUAACCGUAGAGACUGAUCUAGUUAUUCCAAACAACAGACUGAGCUAGUUAUUCCAACCAUAGACACUUUAUUUAUUUUUGCUACGGGUGGGUGCUGCUAUGGUGACCAGUGAGCUGAGAUGAGACGGGGCUUUACCUAGCAAAGACUUAUAGAUGACCUGGAGCCAAUGGGUUUGGCAACGAGUAUGAAGCGAGGGCCAGCCAACAAGAGCAUACAGGUCGCAGUGAUGGGUAGUAUAUGGGGCAUUGGUGACUAAACGGAUGGCACUGUGAUAGACUGCAUCCAGUUUGCUGAGUAGAGUGUCGGUUGUAAAGCAUGCAUUUAGUUUUACUUGCAUGUAAGAGCAGUUGGAGGCCAAGGAAGGUGAGUUGUAUGGCAUUGAAGCUCGUUUGGAGGUUAGUUAGCACAGUGUCCAAAAAGGGCCAGAUGUAUACAGAAUGGAGUCAUCUGUGUAGAGGUGGAUCAGAGAAUCACCAGCAGCAACAGGAACAUCAUUGAUAUAUACAGAGAAAAGUGUCGGCCCAAGAAUUGAACCCUGUUGCACCCCCAUAGAGACUGCCAGAGGUCCGGACAACAGGCCCUCCGAUUUGACACACUGAACUCUAUCUGAGAAGUAGUUGGUGAACCAGGCAAGGCAGUCAUUUGACAAACCAAGGCUUUUGAGUCUGUCGAUAAGAAUGCGGUGAUUGACAGUCGAAAGCCUUGGCCAGGUCGAUGAAUACGUCUGCACAGUAUUGUCUCUUAUCGAUCGAUGGUGGUUAUGAUUUUGUUUGGGACCUUGAGUGUGCUGAGGUGUACCCAUGACCAGUUCGGAAACCAGAUUGCAUAGCGGAGAAGGUACAGUGGGAUUCUAAAUGCUCAGUGAUCUGUUUGUUGACUUGGCUUUCGAAGACUUUAGAAUGGCAGGGCAGGAUAGAUAUAGGUCUGUAGUAGUUUGGGUCUAGAGUGUCUCCCCCUGUAAAGAGGGGGAUGACCGCAGCAGCUUUCCAAUCUUUGGGGAUCUCAGACGAUACGAAAGAGAGGUUUAACAGGCCAGUAAUAGGGGUUGCAACAAUUUUGGCAGAUAAUUUUAGAGAGGGUCCAGAUUGUCUAGCCCGGCUGAUUUGUAGGGGUCCAGAUUCUGCAACUCUUUCAGAACAUCAGCUGUCUGGAUUGGGGUGAAGGAGAAAUGGGGGAGGCUUGGGCAAGUUGCUGUGGGGGUGAAGGGCUGUUGACUGGGGUAGGGGUAGCCAGAUAAGGCGGGGCUUUACCUAGCAAAUAUUUAUAGAUGACCUGGAGCCAAUGGGUUUGGCGAUGAAUAUGAAGCAUAGGCCAGCUCUAGUUGCUCAAACAACAGAGACUGAAACAUUAUUCCAACCAUAGAGACCGAACUAGCUUAGCCGAACUUGCUAUAGUGAAUGAUCUCCUUACUCCAACAAUAGCAAUUGAAAUAGUUAUUCUAUCUAUAUAGACUGAAGUAGUUGUUUCAACCAUAGAGACCUAAAUAGUUAUUCCAAACAUAGACUGCAUUUGUUAUUUCAACCAGUGAGACUGAAUUAGUGAUUCCUAUUAUAUGAACUAGUUAACUAUGAACUAGUUAUUCUAACCAAAGAGGUUGAACUCGUUAUUCCAAAAAUAGAGAUUGAACUAUUUAUUCCAACCAUUGAGACUGAAUUAGUAAUUUCAACAAUAGAGACAAACUAGUUAUUCCAGCUAUAGAGAUUGAGGAGGACCCCACCCAGGUCUGGCAGGCUACUGGCCCAGUCAAGGCUACCUGCUGAGGUCCCUAAGGUCUAAGGGUUGGAACGCCAGCAACCGGAAGGGAAGAGCCUGGGAUAGAGCAUAGAGAAACCAAGAGCCACUAGCAGUGACAAAGACCACUGUCAAACACUCCAGGAUCAUCCACAAUUUGACCACUGUCAAAUACUCCAGAACCAUCCAGCACUGGACCACUGUCAAAUACUCCAGAACCAUCCAGCACUCCUGCUGAACACUUGUAGUCCCGGUCAAAUGUAAACUGUCCUACAAAAAUAAUACUUUUUCACUAAUCAACCUCCCGGAAUAAAUUAUUUUCCCUAUAUAGUAUUGUGGGGAUGAAAAAUAAAAACUGCAUCAUUGUAAUACCUACAAAAUUAGAAUAAAAUAAAUAAUCUAUUGCCA
This is a messenger RNA of Oncorhynchus keta (chum salmon), 11718 nucleotides long. Its product is annotated as transient receptor potential cation channel subfamily M member 1-like. Gene Ontology annotation, cellular component: membrane. Gene Ontology annotation, molecular function: calcium channel activity. Lineage: Eukaryota; Metazoa; Chordata; Actinopteri; Salmoniformes; Salmonidae. Bases 1 to 5589 code for a protein of 1862 amino acids. The record is from RefSeq and is a predicted model, not a curated record. Gene Ontology annotation, biological process: protein tetramerization; calcium ion transport into cytosol. The transcript has 27 exons.